AUGGUGGAGAUUAAUAGUGAGACGGACUUUGUAGCCAAGAAUGACAAAUUUCACCUCCUGGUGAAUAGCGUGGCCGAUGCAGUAAUCCGCUCCUCAAGAACUUCACCAGAUGUCGUAAAAAUGACACUGGAUACGAAUGCAUUGGCAAAUGUACACGUUCAUGGUGUCGCAGUGGCCCAAAAAGUGCCCGAACUGGUCGGCAUCGUUGGUGAAAACGUCGUGGCCCACCGUGCCGUGCAGUUUCAGCUCAAGGAAGGCACAAUCUGUAGCUACUUACAUAAUGUAGUCACACCUGGACUUGGACAUGCUGGUGCGCUGGUGGCACUGCAAUUCCCGGGCAAGACAGUGUCGGCCGAGCAGAUGGCUCGCAUUAAGGAAUUAGGUCACCGUUUGGCCAUGCACGUUGUCGCCGCUAAGCCGCGUUUUCUGUCGCGUGAGACCGUUCCGCCGGCACUUGUGGAGAAGGAACGCACGUUUAUAGCUGACCAGAUCCAGAACUUGGGCAAGCCAGCGCAUAUUAUGGCCAAGAUGACUGAAGGUCGUUUAAACAAGUUUUUCGGCGAGUUCACGCUGCUUGAGCAAGAGCACUUUAUCGAAGAAGGCAGCCCUAAAGUAGGCGCUUUUGUAGCAGAAGAGGCUGCAAAGUUGGGGGUCGACGUUUCAGUGACGGCGUUCGAGCGCUUUGAGGUUGGUGAGAAAAAGGAGGAAUAG
Peronospora belbahrii is the source of this 711-nucleotide messenger RNA. The record is from the annotation of a GenBank genome assembly. NCBI's taxonomy places the organism in Eukaryota, Oomycota, Peronosporomycetes, Peronosporales, Peronosporaceae.